CUAUCUGCCUUUAAACAUACUCUGAUUAGAUAGUCUCAUCUUAUCAAGCCUUCUAGCUGCCACAGAGCGGAUAUCAGCCCCAGCUCUGGUGGGAUUCACACUCCGAGAACACCAAGCUUGGGUAAACAACAGCAACUACAACUCUCGUUUCGGUAAUGCAGCCGCCGCAGAAGUAAACGCUAAUCUACUAUCCCCAGCCCCUUCCAAACUGUCUUGUGUCUAACCCCACGACUGCCAAGAUGCACUCAGAAGAUGGUGAUGAUCCAGAGCUUCGAGCAGCAAUUGCUGCGUCUCUGGUGGACAUUAGAGAUUCUGCGGUUGAACCGCCAUCCCGGCGCCGUCAACAGGCUGUCGUCGACUUGACCGGUGAAACUGAGUCCGAAUCUGACAACGACGUGGUGCCUCUCUUUCCCAAAUCAAGAUCUGUCAUUGGGUCUGAGACCGACGAUGAGGAAGAUGAGGACAUGAAGCGCGCCAUCGCGCUCUCCUUAAAGGAGUCCAGAGAAGUUCAGGAUCCCUCCUCUGCGUCCCCGCCGACGGUCCGAGAAACCAGCACAGAUCUGACCCUGAACCCCCCUUCGCUGAUCAAUUUGGACGAUGACGAUGACGAUGACGAUGAUACGAAGAGAGCUAUUGCGGCAUCCAUGCUGAGUGUAUCAAGCCAGCCUCCAGGAGCUCUGCAAGCAGCUACAGCGCAGGCCAGCGCUAGCCGGACUUCUGCUUCUACCUCGACAACGACUAUCAGGGAUGAUGCCACUCAAGCUGAACCGGUUAAGCCGAUCGGUAUCUUUGGGCUCGAUCGGAAACAGAUGGAGCAAGAGCGUCUUGCGCGACUUGCGAAACGAAAAGCCGCCGACGACACAUCACUCAACGAGCGUGAAUCCAAAUCCUCGAAGAUUGAACCGACUCCCACCCCUCGCAUUAGCAAGCCCGUUCAGGACAGCGAAAUAGCGAGUGUUACUAGCGCCAGCCCCAGUGCGUUGACAUCCUCACCUCUGCAAUAUCCAGAAGGAGUGGUCAAGAAGACAUGGGCGUCUGGCUUUCCGCGACAGGGCGACGAUAUCAAGAUCGAAGAGGUGUUGCAAAAGGCCGAUCUAGAAUUAGCAGUAUUGAGCUCGUUCAUGUGGGAUCUGGAUUGGCUAUUCUCCAAGACUGACACAAGAAGCACCCGCUUUCUCCUGAUGAUGCAAGCCAAGGACGAUGCGACGAAACGCCAGUAUGAAUCAGAGGCAGCAGCCUUGCGCAAUGUGCGACUUUGCUUUCCUCCGAUGGAUGGUCAGGUGAACUGCAUGCAUUCGAAGUUGAUGCUGCUUUUCCAUCCUACAUAUGUUCGGAUCGCAGUGCCCACCGCCAACCUGACCAACUAUGACUGGGGCGAGAUGAACGGGGUCAUGGAAAAUAGCGUCUUCCUGAUCGACCUGCCGAAAAUCGACGUGAAGAAGCAGGAGUGUCCUGCGACGGCAUUCCAUGAAGAUCUGGUAUACUUUCUCAAAGCCUGCACUUUACAUGAAAACAUCAUCGCGAAGCUGAAGAGCUUUGACUUUGCGAAGACUGCCAAAUAUGCAUUUGUCCAUACAAUCGGGGGUGCACAUACAGGAACUGCAUGGGAGCGCACGGGCUACUGUGGUCUUGGGCGUGCAGUAGAACGCAUGGGUUUACGCACGUCUCACCCAUUGAACAUCGACUUUGUCACAUCCUCCCUUGGAUCUCUCACGGACGACUUCCUCAGAUCCAUAUACCUCGCCUCCCAGGGAGACACCGGAAUAACCGACCUAACCCUCCGCACGUCCAAAACCUCCCCGGCAAAACACCUCACCGACCCCACCACCCUCAUCCCCCACAGCACAACCUCAGAAUGGAAAGACGACCGGUUCCGCGUCUACUUCCCCUCGCAAGCCACCGUCGCCGCCUCCAAGGGCGGGCCCAAUUGCGCGGGCACGGUCUGCUUCCAGUCAAGAUGGUACGAAGGCGCCAAGUUCCCGCGUCACGUUCUCCGCGACUGCGAGAGCCAACGCCGCGGAAUGUUGAUGCAUAAUAAGAUUCUUUACGUCCGCCCCGAUGAGCCCAUCCCGCUCGCACCGCAGGACAAGAAUAAAUCAUGUAGAGCGUGGGCGUAUGUCGGAAGUGCAAAUCUGUCGGAAAGUGCAUGGGGCCGCCUCGUGCUAGACCGCACCACCAAACAGCCUAAGCUCAACUGUCGCAAUUGGGAGUGUGGGGUCGUGGUCCCCGUUUUUGAGAAUCGUAAUGAGUCAGGUGCUGUUGACAGCACCAGCACCAGCACCGCCAGCAGUGCUUCCUCCUCGCAGACACAAACACAGAACGACGACGGGACAGGCGGCGGCUUGGUUGGCUUGUUUGCGGGGACAGUGCCCGUGCCGAUGCGUGUGCCGGGGCAAUACUACGAAGGCGGCAGAAAGCCGUGGUUCUUUUCGGAAGGUUGAUAUGCAUAGCUUAAGGUAUGCAGCCGGUGGUAGGCAGUGGUGCUUCGAUUGGAGAAUUUGAGCUAUGGCCCCUCUCCAGAGAAAGAAAGAUUCGCUUCAGCACUUGUCUAGCUUAUGAUAUUACGAAACUUCCGGGGUUUUCAGCAAGACAUGACGAAUGAGC
Messenger RNA from Aspergillus aculeatinus CBS 121060, 2604 nucleotides. RefSeq lists its product as uncharacterized. The transcript has 8 exons. Gene Ontology annotation, biological process: double-strand break repair; single strand break repair. Gene Ontology annotation, cellular component: nucleus. Gene Ontology annotation, molecular function: double-stranded DNA binding; single-stranded DNA binding; 3'-tyrosyl-DNA phosphodiesterase activity. The coding region runs from base 240 to 2441 and encodes 733 amino acids. NCBI's taxonomy places the organism in Eukaryota, Fungi, Ascomycota, Eurotiomycetes, Eurotiales, Aspergillaceae. The record is from RefSeq and is a predicted model, not a curated record.